AUGAGUAGUUCAAUUCAGCUUCGUGAAAGAUCUAGUUGCAGGCCUCAUUAUAAUUUUGAUGAGUCAGACGAUGAAGAUCAAGUUAUUUUCCAUGGAGAACAUGGAAAAUCUGCUGAAAACGAUGUGAAAGUUAAUGAAGAUGAUACUAAUGUUGGUGGUUCGGUUGAAGGGCUUCCUGGAAGCUCCCGUCAAAAGAAACGUAAGAACAUCAUUGAUGAUUCAAACGUUUCAGUUGUUCUCCCUAGGAAACGAGGGAGACCGAGAAAAAACAUUGCUAAAAGUGAUAAAACUGAUACAAAUGUGAAUAGUUUUGCUGAUCGGCUUCGAGAAAGAUCCACGAAGCCAAAUUAUAUAGACGAAGAUUUGGAAAUUUUUCCUAGCAAACAUGGGAAAUCCAAAGAAAACAUUAUAAAAUUUGAAAGAAGUGACACGAAAGAGAAUUCGUGUCAAGCUUGUGAAGAACAAGGUGAGCUUUUAAAAUGUGAAACAUGCACCUAUUCUUUCCAUUCUAGGUGUAUAAUCUCACCACUUAAAAGUCUCAUUCCAGACAGUUGGAGGUGCCCUGAAUGUGUUAGCCCACUCAGUGGCAUUGAUAAGAUAUUAGAUUGUGAGAUGCGUCCUGUGGUGGCUGCUGAAAGUGAUGCACAGAAUUUGGAGUCGAAACAAAAUUCUGUCAAGCACUAUCUUGUUAAGUGGAAGGGACUCUCAUAUUUGCACUGCACCUGGGUUCCGGAAGGAGAGUUUUUGAAGGCUUUCAAGACUCAGCCAGGUCUAAAGAUCAGAAUAAACAGCCUCCAUCGUCGUAUCGAAUCAGCCAAGAAUUUCAAUGAAGAUUUUGUUGGCAUUAGAUCCGAAUGGACUAUGGUUGACAGAAUAAUUGCUUCCAGGGUAAACGACGAUACCAAUGAAUAUCUUGUCAAAUGGAAAGACCUUCCAUACGACGAGUGUCACUGGGAGCAGGAAACUGAUAUCUCUGCUUUCCAAGCAGAAAUAGAAAGAUUUAACAAAUUUCAGUCCAGAACAAGGAAGGUUUUGGAUGCUUCUGAAUCAGAAAAUCUGCAGAAAGAAUUUCUGCAGUAUGAAAGCAGCCCGGGGUUUCUUUCAGGGGGUUCACUGCAUCCAUAUCAACUUGAAGGAUUGAAUUUCUUACGAUUUUCAUGGUCCAAGCAAACCCAUGUUAUACUUGCUGAUGAAAUGGGACUUGGAAAAACCAUUCAGAGCAUUGCUUUCUUGGCAUCGCUCUUUGAAAGCAAAGUUUGUCCACAUCUGGUCAUUGCUCCGCUCUCAACGUUGAGAAACUGGGAGCGUGAAUUUGCAACGUGGGCACCUCAGAUGAAUGUUGUUAUGUAUUUUGGAUCUGCCAACGCUCGUAAUUUGAUACGAGAGUAUGAGUUUUACUUUCCCAAGAACCAAAAGGGGUUCCAGGGAAAGAAAUCUAAACAGCUUGUUGGUGAAACCAGACAAGGAAGAAUAAAGUUUGAUGUUCUUUUGACAUCAUAUGAGAUGAUAAAUUGUGAUUUAUCAUCUCUGAAGCCCAUUAAGUGGGAGUGCCUGAUAGUUGAUGAGGGUCACCGUCUGAAGAACAAGAACUCUAAAUUGUUUUCUUCGUUGACCCAACUUUCCAGCAAACACCGUGUGCUUUUGACUGGAACUCCUCUUCAGAACAAUUUGGAUGAACUUUUUAUGCUGAUGCACUUCCUUGAUGCUGGAAAGUUUGGAAGUUUAGAGGGGUUUCAGGAAGAGUUUAAGGAUAUCAAUAGAGAGGAGCAGAUUCUGAGACUGCAUAAAAUGUUGGCACCGCAUCUCUUGAGAAGAUUGAAGAAAGAUGUGAUGACAGAACUGCCUCCAAAAAAGGAACUUAUUUUACGUGUUGAAUUAUCCAGCCUUCAGAAAGAAUACUACAAGGCAAUUCUGACUCGUAAUUAUCCGAUAUUAAUCCGCCGAGCUGGUAUUUCUCUUAUCAACGUUGUUAUGGAACUGCGUAAGCUCUGCUGCCAUCCCUUUAUGUUUGAUGGACUUCAACCUGAUCUCAAUAUUAACGAUGAAAAAGCUCCAAUUGACUAUUUGCUUGAAUCCUGUGGGAAGUUACAACUGUUGGACAAGAUGAUGGUGAAACUGAAAGAGCAAGGUCAUAGAGUCCUUAUAUAUUCCCAAUUUCAGAAAAUGCUGGACUUGCUUGGAGAUUACUGCUGUUACAGGAGUUGGCAAUUUGAGAGGAUAGAUGGGAAGGUUGGAGGAGCUGAAAGACAAGUAAGGAUAGAUCGGUUUAAUGCUGAAGAUUCUUCAAGAUUUUGUUUUCUUCUUUCUACAAGAGCUGGGGGAUUAGGGAUAAACCUUACUACAGCGGACACAGUCAUUAUAUAUGACAGUGAUUGGAAUCCUCAUGCUGACUUGCAAGCCAUGGCCCGGUCGCACCGCCAUGGACAAAAAAAGAAGGUGAUGAUUUACAGGCUCAUAGCAAGAGGAACCAUUGAAGAACGGAUGAUUCAGAUGACAAAGAAGAAAAUGGUGUUAGAACACCUGGUUGUAGGGAGGCUACAGGCUGAAAACAUUAAGCAGGAAGAGUUAGAUGAUCUCGUAAGAUAUGGCGCAGAGGAGUUGUUUGCUGAUGAAAAUGAUGAAGCAAGCAAGUCUCGCCAGAUUCAUUAUGAUGAUGAUGCUAUAGACAGAUUGCUGGAUCGUGAUGGAGAUGGAGGUNAAGAUGCUGGUUUGGAUGGUGAAGAUGAAGAUGGAUUUCUUAAGGCUUUUAAGGUGGCAAAUUUCGAAUACAUAGACGAAGUUAAGCCAGCAGAGGAGGUGGCACAAAAAGAAUCAGAGGAGAAUCAAUUCUCUGCUGCCAAUUUGAAGAAAUCAGCUUACUGGGAUGGCUUGUUGAAAAUAGGAUAUGAACAGGGCAGAAUUGAAGAACUAGAUGCCUUAGGCAAAGGGAAGCGAACCCGCACCAAAUGGCUGGGAGAAGGUUGUAGUACUUGGGGAGAUUUAAGCUCAGAUGAUGAAAAUUAUAGUGAAGAUGAUUCAAAUUCAUUUGAGACUCCUACUCCUGCUAGAAGGGGAAAGAAAGUUCGUGCAGAGAACCCAGGGCCACUUCCUUUAAUGGAAGGUCAAGGAAAAUCGUUGAAAGUACUUGGUUUUAGUCAAAAUCAAAGGGCUGAUUUUCUUCAAAUUUUGAUGAGGUUUGGGGUUGGUGAUUAUGAUUGGAAACAGUUUGCUCCCAGGAUGAAACACAAGAGUUAUGAAGAAAUCACGGAGUAUGGCAUUCUUCUUUUGUCUCAUAUUUCAGAAGAUAUUACUGAUUCACCAACAUUCACAGAUGGCGUUCCAAAGGAAGGACUUCGAAUACAAGAUGUCCUUGUAAGGAUUUCACUUCUGAUUAUGAUAUCAGAUAAAGUGAAGUUUGUAUCAGAAAAUCCUGGAAUUCAACUUUUUUCAUCUGAUGUCUUAAUACGCUAUCCACGUUUGAAGGGUACAAAUUUCUGGAAGAUGGAGCAUGAUUUAGUGUUACUGCAGGCCGUGUUGAAGCAUGGCUAUGGAAGGUGGCAUGAUAUUAUUACGGAUAAGGAUCUGCAGAUUCAGACGGUCAUCUGUCAGGAGUUGAAUAUUGCAAUUGCAGAUGAAGCAGUUCAAGUACAGUCUGACUCACGAAUGCUCCAUGGUCCAAAUAGUACAAAUGGGGAGUGUAGCACGAGCUUCAACCAAUCUAAGCAGAGUGAUUUGUGUGGUUCUAGUGAUCGUGGGAAGCAAAUCCAGUCACAUCAUGAAUCCGCCACGAGGGAUCAGAAUAAACAAAUCAAGAGAGCACAUAUUGAGUUUAUCAAGAGAAGGCUUCGUCUCUUGGAAAAAGGUCUCAUCGCUGAGUACCAGAAUGAACGCUUUAGUGAACUCAAAGCACAGGAGGAAAAAAAGAAACUAGAUGAAGGCAACUCCACGCGUGUUAAUGUGAACAAGUAUAUAGUUAAAGAUACAGAUGAACUGUAUUAUUACUUAUAUGAUUUUGAUGCAGAUCGUAUGCAACUACUGUCUCUUUACAAUGAGAUGUGCCAGACUGUGGAGGGCAGCGCCGCCGGUUUAGCAGAAAAUGCAACAGAACAGCAACAACAAAAAGCUAUUAAGAACUUGGGUCAAAUCCAAAGCAUUUGUGCAGAUUUCUAUGAAAUUCUGCGUUAUGAGACACCGGAGUGAGAAAAUUUUCUAUAACAGAUUAAAUACAUUAUCACAGACUGGAGUUGAUGGCCCUGAAGAAGUUAAAUGCAAAGCUAAAGAUUUGUUUAUGGAGUUUUGUACAGGAAUUGUUGUAUUAACAUUAAUGGCCAAACAGAAAUUUGUUGUACUUUGAUUGUAUAGAGGAUGUGAUAUUCUUUGAGGACUAAAAUACAACACCUUGUGGACAGAUAUUUGUUGUACUUUGUAACAUGCAAAACUCAGAUCUCAUUGUUUAUUGGAUUCAUAAUGCAGAAAUAUUGAUUAUAGACUUGUGUUCUAGAGAGACCUCUUAAUCCAACAGUAUAGAUUGAAAGUUGUAAUCA
Messenger RNA from Vigna radiata var. radiata (mung bean), 4523 nucleotides. RefSeq names its product CHD3-type chromatin-remodeling factor PICKLE. The record is from RefSeq and is a predicted model, not a curated record. Lineage: Eukaryota; Viridiplantae; Streptophyta; Magnoliopsida; Fabales; Fabaceae. Gene Ontology annotation, molecular function: chromatin binding; ATP-dependent chromatin remodeler activity; histone binding. Gene Ontology annotation, cellular component: nucleus; chromatin. The transcript has 32 exons. Gene Ontology annotation, biological process: negative regulation of transcription by RNA polymerase II; chromatin remodeling. The coding region runs from base 1 to 4179 and encodes 1392 amino acids.